Messenger RNA from Dreissena polymorpha, 1311 nucleotides. RefSeq lists its product as uncharacterized. The record is from RefSeq and is a predicted model, not a curated record. The transcript has 4 exons. Bases 60 to 803 code for a protein of 247 amino acids. NCBI's taxonomy places the organism in Eukaryota, Metazoa, Mollusca, Bivalvia, Myida, Dreissenidae.
AAUUGUACAAUUUUAAUAGUUAACACCAAAUUAUCAAAAGUCAUAAGUCGACUUAAGCCAUGUCUGUGAAAGUAAACAUAUUCGCUGCCAUCAUCGGUUCGGUCCUUUUACCAAACAACAAGUUCGUAGCUGGGUUUCCCACGUCAAUAAUACUGGGCACAAAAUCUCCAACGUAUCCAGAACACAACUCACCAUGCAACGUUGUAGACGACCAACCUAACGUCAUCAACGAGAGCAGGACAGACAGUUCAUUGGACAUAUCUGAACGAACAGCAGAACUCAUCUCGAAUAUUAAAGCUAUUACAAAAUACAUGUCGGAACACUCGAAAGUACUCUCUGUACUUUGUGAAAAGAAGACGACGCUUCCUGGUGCAUUUGAUACGGCUAUAUCGGAGAGGGCAUCGAUAAGCGAUAACAAGGCUACCGAAUUAUAUAUCCUAUAUCUGGAACAACUGAACGCUUUUGCGUCUACGAUACACAACUUUAACGAUCAAUGUUCACAGGAUUACGACUCGGAUUUAUUCAAGCAACUGCAGGAUUUUCGUCAAAGCAUACAAAGCACAGCUUGUACUGUUGAGAUAGGUUUGCGUGGAAUGGGCCUCCAUGAAAGAAACCCCGGUGCAUACCCCGUAGAAAAUAUUACUGACAGCGAUUGCCAAAGUUGGAGUGGUCGUAUUUGUGAAAUUUAUUCGUUUUUGAACGCGGUUUCAGAAAAACUUAACACGGACAAUCAACUAUUCGACAUGAAACAGGAAAUCAAAUCUCAAGAAGUUGAUCUCAAACGGUCUGCUAUUAUUGGUUAGAGGUGUAUGGAUCACGUUUAUUUUGUUUGUUUGAUUCUUAAGCAUUGAAUAAGUUUAAUACCCAUGUUCUUUUUUGCUGCAUUAUUGCCAUAUACAUAUGUACAUAGCCCUUUAUUUAUUAUCUGUUUUAAAAUAAAACUAAAAUUAUAAUGUUUUUUUUUUACAUAAAAUAACAUUUGUAACAGUUCUUUAAUAGGUCAUUAUACGCAAUCUUGCGAAUAAGAAAAUAUUAAUAAAUACGUUUCUAAUCAACAACAAUAAAAAUAAAGCUUUCCUGAUAUAUGUCUUUGAAAAUAUUUGUAAACAGUUGUUUUCAGCUCUAAUAUUAAUGGCGUGGUUUAAAAUCACACAUAGUGUUUUUCGAGUGAAGUACGUUGAACAAACGUUUAUUAUGAUUUCAUUGACUUAUGUUUGGUAAACCCCCAAAUACUGCCCAUUUAGGUCUUCCGAACAUUACAUUGUCAACAUUUUUAAUGACCGAUUUAUUGUAAUAAAGAGGUACAAACAA